AUGGGUGGGAUAGGGAAAACCACAUUGGCCCAAGUAGUAUAUAAUAAUGAUCAAGUGAAGCAAAAAUUUGAUCUUAGAGCGUGGGUUUGUGUUUCUGAAGAAUUUGAUGUCCCUAAGAUCACCAAUAAUAUAAUAGAGUCUGUCACGUCUCAUGCUUGUGAUAUGAAAGAUUUAAAUUUACUUCAACUUGAUCUGAAGGAGAUGUUAUGUGGGAAGAAAUUCUUGAUUGUUUUAGAUGAUAUUUGGAAUGAAAAUUAUCUUGAGUGGGAUCUUUUAAGAAGACCUUUUCUAUCUGGGACCAAAGGGAGUAAAAUCCUCGUAACAACUCGUAGUGAAAAGGUUGCUUCAGUUGUCCGAACUCUUUCAUCCUAUCAUGCAGGUCAAUUAUCUGAUGAUGAUUGUUGGUUGAUAUUUGCAAAACAUGCAUGUCUCUACAUGGAUUCUGUGGUGGAUUCAAAUCUAGAAAGCCUUGGUAGGGAUAUUGUUAACAAAUGUAAGGGGCUCCCUUUAGUUGCCAAAACUCUGGGAGGCCUUUUGCGCUUCAAACGUGAUAUUAGGGAUUGGAAUAUGAUAUUAAAGAGUGAAAUGUGGGACUUGUCAGAGGAGGAGAGUGAAAUUCUACCAGCUUUAAGAAUCAGUUAUCAUUAUCUCUCUCCACAAUUAAAACAAUGUUUUGUCUAUUGUUCCAUGUUUCCUAAAGAUUAUGAAUUUGAGAAAGGGGAAUUAAUCUUGUGGUCGAUGGCUGAAGGUUUCUUAGAGACAUCAAUGAAAGGGAAGACUUUAGAAGAAGUGGGGGAAGAGUAUUUGCAUGAUUUAGUUUCAAGAUCGUUUUUUCAGCCCUUGCUACAGCUGCAGUCUGGCAAGGGAAAUGAAAUUACUGACAUGACACGCCAUGUGUUUUGUGGAGAAGGAGACUUUAGCUCUAUAAGCAAAGCAAAACCUUUGCGGACAAUUCUUGUGAGGAAAGAGUGUGGUGGGUUUGUGCCAUCAAACAGAUUUUCAAAGCUUAAGUGCUUGCGUGUAUUAUCACUCUACAAUGUCUUGUCUGGGGCAUUGCCAGAUUCAAUAAACAAAUUGAUCCAUUGGCGCUAUUUAAAUCUCUCUCGAACUAGUAUCAAAAAGUUGCCGGACAAUUUAUGCCUCUUGUACAAUCAACAAAUGCUGAUAGUGAGAGGUUGUGAUGGUCUGACCAAGCUGCCCAAUGACAUGAAGAAGCUUGUGAGCUUGCGAUACCUUGAUGCUUCUCAUUCUCAAUUACAAGCAAUGCCAAGAGGAAUUGGUGAAUUGAAAAAAUUGCACUUUCUGAGUGACUUUGUAUUGAAUAGAGUUGAAGGGGCUAGAAUUAAAGAAUUGGAUGGACUUCAAAAUCUCAGCUCAUCCUUAACAAUCAUGAACUUGCAGCAUGUAUCCAAUGGUGAGGAAGCCUCAGGGACAAGAUUGGUAGAUAAGCGGUCAAUUGAAAUUUUAUCUCUGACAUGGAAUGAUGCUGGUGAUAUUGCCAGGUCAAGAGAGACACUUGACAAUCUACAGCCUCAUGUGAACCUGAAAUGUCUCCAUAUUUAUGGAUAUAAUGCAACUGCUUUCUCAAAUUGGUUAGGAUGCCCAUUGUACUGCAAAAUGGUUCGAUUGAUCCUUUAUGAUUGCUUCAAUUGCAGCCUGUUGCCGCCACUUGGGCAACUACCUUCUCUUCAAACGCUACAGAUUGAAGGAUUUGAUGCAUUGGUGAAGAUCAGUCCUGAGUUCUACAAGAGAAAUGAUGAUACUUUUUUGGCAACACCCUUUCCAUCCCUCGAAAUUCUCGAAUUUAGAGAGAUGCCUGUCUUGCAGGAAUGGGGGAGCCUAUGUCCCAUAAAUGCUUUUCCUAAACUGAAACAUCUCACAUUAAAGGAUUGUCCUAGAUUAAGUGAUCAUUUGCCUAGUUACCUUCCUGAUUUGGCAACACUCCGCAUUGAUGGAUGUGAUCACUUGGCAGCUUCUAUCCCAAGGGCUCGAUCAAUAUAUAUCAGUGGUUGUAAAAAUAUGGAUUUUUUGGGGCAACAUCAUUUUGAACUUGUGGAGUCCAUCAUUAUAACUAAUAGCUCUGAGACACUUUCUUGCUUGUCAUCACAUAACAUUCCUAAUCUCCAACAACUCAUAAUGACCGGCUGUAAGAAUCUCAAAUCUGUUGUAUUUACAAGGGUUGCUUGUUUGCAUCUCAAGCAUUAA
Messenger RNA from Neltuma alba, 2205 nucleotides. RefSeq names its product putative disease resistance RPP13-like protein 1. The record is from RefSeq and is a predicted model, not a curated record. The coding region runs from base 1 to 2205 and encodes 734 amino acids. The transcript is spliced from 2 exons. Lineage: Eukaryota; Viridiplantae; Streptophyta; Magnoliopsida; Fabales; Fabaceae. Gene Ontology annotation, molecular function: ADP binding.